Messenger RNA from Linum tenue, 1086 nucleotides. The record is from the annotation of a GenBank genome assembly. Lineage: Eukaryota; Viridiplantae; Streptophyta; Magnoliopsida; Malpighiales; Linaceae.
AUGGACUGGAUUCGCGGCGACUCACUCGGCUGCGGCAGCUCAUCGACGGUGGACCUGGCAAUCUGCAGGGGGGCCCACUUCUCCUCGCCGUCGGUAAUGGCGGUGAAAUCCUGCGAAGCCAUGGACUCCGACUUGCUCAAGAACGAGAAGCGGGUCCUGGACCAAAUCGGAAACUCGCCCCACAUCGUCCGCUGCCUCGGCGACGAUAUCAGCUUCGAGAGGGGACAAAACCUUCACAAUCUGUUCCUCGAGUACGCCUCCGGCGGCAGCCUGGCCGAUCACGUCAAGAAAUCCGGCGGGAGAUUGCCGGAAUCGGCAGUCAGGAGUUACACGAGAUCGAUUCUCAAGGGGUUGAAUCAAAUCCACGGGAAGGGAUUCGUCCACUGCGACAUCAAGCUCCAGAAUCUGCUGGUGUUCGAGAAUGGGGGAGUCAAAAUUGCGGAUUUCGGAUUGGCGAAGAGAACAGGGGAAGCAGAGGAAAAACAGGGGAGGGAUAAAAAAGUGGAGAUUCGAGGGACUCCUCUGUUCAUGGCGCCGGAAUCUGUCAACGAAAACGUAUACGAGCCGCCGUGCGAUAUCUGGGCUCUGGGCUGCGCCGUCGUCGAGAUGUUGACGGGGAAGCCGGCGUGGAAUUACAAGCCCGGGACGAACAUCUACUCGUUCUUGAUCCGAAUUGGGGCCGCCGACGAGUCGCCGGCGAUCCCGGAGGAAUUGUCGGCGGAAUUGAAGGAAUUUCUGUCCAAUUGCUUCGUCAGAGAUCCCGCGGCGAGAUGGACCGCCGCAAUGCUUCUGGAGCAUCCGUUCCUUAGCGCCGACGAAACCGGAAACGAAAACGACGCCGUUUGCUGUUCGUGGGAGGAAUUUCCAUCGGUGUCCCCGCGGUGCCCGUUCGAUUUCCCCGAGUGGGUGUCUUCGGUCCAAUCGUCGCCGGCCGAAUCGGGAUCGGAAUCGAACCCGUUCGAUUCGUUGUCGUUCUCAAGUUGCUCGACCACCUCGCCGGCGGAGAGAAUCCGGCAGCUGGCGAGCGUGGAGCAGCAGGCGCCGUUCAGUUGGGGAGAUUCAGGGAGUUGGCUGGUAGUGAGGUGA